GGGGAGCCGCUGAGGGCCUGAGGCCGGGGGCUCGUCGGGGCCGCCCGGGGCAUGCUGCCGUCGGCCCCGCACUAUGUGGUACAUCAUGCAGAGCAUCCAGAGCAAGUACUCGCUGUCGGAGCGGCUCAUCCGCACCAUCGCCGCCAUCCGCUCCUUCCCGCGGGACAACGUGGAGGAUCUCAUAGGCAGGGGUGCAGAUGUGAACUGCAUGCACGGGACGCUGAAGCCGCUGCACUGCGCCUGCAUGGUGGCUGAUGCCGACUGCGUCGAGCUCCUGCUGCAGAAGGGAGCAGAGGUGAACGCUCUGGAUGGCUACAACCGCACAGCCCUUCACUACGCGGCGGAGAAGGACGAAACGUGCGUGGAAAUCCUCUUGGAAUACGGCGCCAACCCCAACGCCCUGGACGGGAACAAGGACACCCCCCUGCAUUGGGCGGCCUUCAAGAACAACGCGGAGUGCGUGCGGGCGCUGCUGGAGAACGGCGCCCUGGUCAACGCCCGUGACUACAACAACGACACCCCCCUGAGCUGGGCCGCCAUGAAGGGCAACCUGGAGAGCGUCAGCGUCCUGCUCGACUUCGGCGCCGAGGUCCGCGUGGUCAACCUCAAAGGGCAAAGCCCCAUCUCCCGUCUGGUGGCGUUGCUGGUGCGGGGCUUGGGGACGGAGCGGGAGGAUUCCUGCUUCGAUCUUCUCCAUCGCGCCAUCGGACACUUUGAGCUGAGGAAGAACGGGAGCAUGCCCUGGGAGGUGACCAGGGACCAGCAGCUCUGCCAGAAGCUCACCCUGCUCUGCUCGGCCCCGGGGACACUGCAGACGCUGUCGCGUUACGCCGUGCGCCGCAGCCUGGGCGUGCGGUUCCUGCCGGAGGCCGUGAAGCAGCUGCCUCUGCCCACCUGCCUCAAGGAGUACGUGCUGCUGCUCAGCUAAGCCAAGGACGGGGCGCCGGGAGGAUGAAGGACGAGGAUGGUUUGGGAUUCGUGGGUGCUGCAUUCCCCUCCCCACUCACUGGUGGUCAGCCUGCUCUGCCCAGCAGGGAGCCAGCCGUGCUGCUGUGCCCUCAGCGCCUGCUCGGCGGCUCCUGCCACGCUCUCCCUUCUUGAGAUGAACUGACCCCUUUUCAUGGCAGAUUACACCCCAGCUGAUGAAUUAACCUGGCUUUUCCCCUCUGUUUUUUUUUUGCCCUGGGGAAAGGAAAGCUUUCUAGGCAUGAGGAGAGCAGGGAGAGCCUCCUUUGGAGGCAGGAACGCAAGAGGAGGUGUUCUCAGGCCCACAGAAUCCUGUGGGACGUGGAUUAAGCCUCCUUAAAUGUAUGUAGUGAACCUGUGUGCAGCCAGCACCUUCGCUCACCGCUUGGACCCACACAUGGCAACAACGCCCUGCAGAUGGGAAGAGCUUGUGUGUCCUCAUCCCCUCAAUGCCUGGAAAUGUGUUUUUCCCUUCUUAUCUCUAAGAUGUGUCACUGCUGGAGAGGGGAAGAGGGUGGGAGCACCCCAAAAGCCAACACUUGGCUUCCUGCUCCAGAGUAGCUCCACUCGGAGCUGGGGAUGCUCCAUGCACCUGAGCAGGGGGUCUCCCCCCAUCUGCCAACACCAUAACCCCCCCAAGCCCCUCCUUAGCUUUGGUUUUCACCAUUAACUCACUGUUGUUGAUUUUAUGUGUGUGUGUGUGUGUAUGGACUUCAGGAGGAGGAGUGAGGAUGUGCUGGCAGGGGGCACCGGGCAGGACCCCCGCGGGCAGCACCCAUUCUCCCUUUGCUCCGUCAUGUAUCCAUGGAAAUAAACUUUGGAAAGUG
Molecule: messenger RNA, 1793 nt
Organism: Pezoporus flaviventris
Lineage: Eukaryota; Metazoa; Chordata; Aves; Psittaciformes; Psittacidae
Gene: ASB8
Product: ankyrin repeat and SOCS box containing 8
Exons: 3
Coding region: 74-928 (284 amino acids)
Biological process (GO): intracellular signal transduction
Molecular function (GO): protein binding
Source: RefSeq, a predicted model, not a curated record